GUGGGCUUCGCGCUAGCGUCCAUCUUCAGCUACAUUACUGAGCGAGCUUGACGGAAAGAAAACACAAUCUUGAAGUAAAGAACACUUUCUGGAACUGCUUUCUGUAGCACCUGGGACAGGACAGAAGGACGCGCAUAUCUCAGACAACUUCGUGACAGACGGAAUGUGGACAGUGUCGUAGUCAGAGCCAUGGCUGACAAGAGAAAACUUCAAGGUGAGAUCGACCGAUGUUUGAAAAAAGUGGCUGAAGGUGUAGAACAGUUUGAAGAUAUCUGGCAAAAGCUCCAUAAUGCAGCUAAUGCAAACCAGAAGGAAAAAUAUGAGGCUGACCUCAAGAAAGAAAUCAAGAAGUUGCAGCGACUGAGAGAUCAGAUAAAGACAUGGUUGGCCUCAAACGAGAUCAAAGACAAACGGCAGCUAGUCGAAAAUCGCAAACUCAUAGAGACGCAAAUGGAGCGAUUCAAAGUGGUGGAGCGAGAAACAAAAACGAAAGCGUACUCAAAAGAAGGUUUAGGCCUUGCUCAGAAAGUGGAUCCAGCUCAAAGGGAGAAGGAAGAGACAGGGCAGUGGCUGACGAGUACAAUAGACACGUUAAACAUGCAGGUGGAUCAGUUUGAGAGUGAGGUGGAGUCUCUCUCUGUUCAAACAAGAAAGAAAAAGGGUGAUAAAGAGAAGCAGGAUCGUAUUGAUGAGUUAAAGCGGCUAAUUGAGCGACACAGGUUUCACAUUCGCAUGUUGGAAACUAUUUUACGAAUGCUGGACAAUGACUCGGUGCCAGUGGAUGCAAUCCAGAAGAUCAAGGACGAUGUUGAGUACUACAUAGAUUCCUCCCAAGAACCGGACUUUGAAGAAAAUGAGUUCCUGUAUGAUGACUUGGACCUAGAAGACAUCCCUGCAGCUUUAGUUGCCACUUCUCCAUCAGGUCAAGGCAACGUUGAAGACGAGAUGUACCUCCACUCCAGCAGCACUCCCACUUCUACCACGUCCUCUUCUCCCAUCCCUCCAUCCCCAGCCACUUGCACUGCUGAGAACUCAGAGGACGAUAAGAAAAGGGGACGGUCGACAGAGAGUGAAGUUAGUCAGUCACCUGUGAAGAACGGCGCUCCCUCCUUGCUCUCCUCCUUCUCUUCCUCCACCACCUCGGGCUCCUCCUCGGCCUCGUCCCUCGUGUCCAUGGCCAGUGUCGUUGGGGGUAUUCCACCAGUUCCUACGAGCAGCAGUCUAAUAGGAAGCUUUAGCAGCGCUGUGCAACAGCAUCAGCAUCAAUCUGCACAACCGCAGCAACAACCUCAGAACCAGCAGCAGCAGCCACCUCUGACCAAACCAUCAGCUCCCUCGAACAACACCCCCAGUCCACCCAGCAACCCGCUACUCCCGGCCUCCACCACCCCCUCUCUCCCCACACCCAGCACACCUAUUUCAUCUGCUGUCAACUCUCUGUCUCAGCCUACUUCGGGGUCCACACCAGGAUCCAGCUUGGGACUUGGAUUGGGGCUGGGAUUGAGCAAAGGUGGCAUGACGGGGACCAGCACUGCCAACCAAAUGUCAGGAUUGGGCCUGAGUGGCCACCCCACACCUCUAAAUACAAUGGCAGGCCUCAUUUCAGGAUCCACUCCUGCACCUUAUGCUCAGGCUGCGGCAUCUGGUGGUUUAGGUUUAAGUGGCACCACCCAAUCCAGCAUUUCAGUGGAGAGCAGCACUUCUAUCACAACCUCUGGCUCCAGUGGAGUCACUACCAACGGGGCAGGGACGGGGCUUGGUCUGCUGGGUUCCAGUCCGGCCCAUAGCUCUCUGAGUGGCAGCAUAUUGGGUUUAGUUCCUGGGCAAAGUGUCACCCCUGGUGCGUCGCAGCUGCCCCCAAGUUCAGUCAGCACUACACCAGGAGUGGUGGGUAUGAUGGGAGGAAACGGAGGAAGUGUUGGUGUGGUCGGAGCGGUGAACGCCACCCCUGCGAGACCGCCCAGUGGACUGAAGCAGAACGGAAGCACAAGCUAUAGUGCCGUGGUGGCUGAGAGUUCCACAGAAUCGGCUCUAAGCACACCCAGCCAGUCACAAAGCAGUCAGCCCUCUUCUCUCAGCUCGUCCACCAGUCAGCAACUGGACAAUGGCCCCAGUUUAAUCAGCUCCAUCACGCUGCCUCCAAGCUCUCCGUCACCCUCGUUUUCGGACAGCACACCUGGUGGAGGGAGUCUUCUGAACGGACCUCAUUCGUAUACACAAGCAUCCGAUGGUCUGAAGGCUCCUGAACCGCUCAGUUCACUGAAGGCGAUGGCCGAGAGAGCUGCUCUGGGCUCAGGUUUGGACGGAGAAAUGUCUAACCUGCACAUAACGGACAGAGGUCGGAAUGACAUCUUCUCUUCAUCAGCACCAGGUACACCUUCUGCUCCUCAGCCGUCUGUGUCAGAAGUCAGCAUCCCACCCUCACUUGGGGUGUGUCCACUGGGCCCCACCUCCCUCCCCAAAGACCAACUGUACCAACAGGCCAUGCAGGAGGCAGCGUGGACGCACAUGCCACACCCCUCCGACUCUGAGAGGAUCAGGCAAUAUCUGAUGAGGAACCCGUGUCCCACCUUGCCGUUCCAUCACCAGAUCCCCCCCCACCACUCUGACUCCAUAGAGUUCUACCAGAGACUGUCCACAGAGACGCUCUUCUUCAUUUUCUACUAUCUGGAGGGCACCAAGGCGCAGUACUUGUCUGCCAAGGCUCUGAAGAAGCAGUCGUGGAGGUUUCACACCAAGUACAUGAUGUGGUUCCAGCGGCACGAGGAGCCCAAGACUAUCACUGACGAAUUCGAGCAGGGCACUUACAUUUACUUUGACUACGAAAAAUGGGGCCAGAGGAAGAAGGAGGGGUUCACCUUUGAGUACAGGUACCUGGAGGACAGAGACCUGCAGUGACGGACGAAGGGAUACGGACGGACAGAAAGACAAAACAUACUGCUGUUGACAUUCCGAGACUGAACUCUAAACUGUGGAUAGAGAUUGUGAUGUGUAGUAGAAACCCUCUCUGAAAAAAAAAGUGGAGGCUGGUGUCUGUAUAGGCUGCGUCUCACGCGAGGCCCUCAACGUUUAUCCAGCGUUGCGCUCUUGACGACUUGGCCCCAUGGGCCCGCUCAACCACAGCGCUGCAUGAGCCGAGAGGACUCGCUGGAGACUUUGCGUUUGUGCCUGUCUGUGUGCACACUCAGUAUGUGGCAUUAGGAAGCCUCCCCGUGCAUGUUUCUCAUGUUUUCUUUUGCUUUUUCCGUUUCAACAAGAUUCUCUGUACCACCGACCCAACAUGAGCCUGGAAGCCUUUGACUUGACACAAACAACUUGGGACUUGAUUGUUGAUGAUACUGCCCAUCAUGUAUUUACUGUGAUUUGGUGGUCAACAAAGGGGAAGUAGAGUGGAUGGUUAGCGAUGCUGUAUAGAGGUGGCUUCUGUUAAGACCUGUUAUGCCUGUUAAAUGCGUUCACUGCUGGCGAGCAGCUGCCACUAGUUGGACGCUGCCGCGGCUGAUAGAGUAGGCUGAAUUUAGAGCGACCACAGGGCCUCUCCCUGUGACAGGGACAGAGUCCUUAUUGGACAUGGAUAAAAUUGCUAUGCAAUUGAACUGGUCUCUGACUCCCUCUCUUUAAUGAUGGUUUGUGUUUAAGUUCACCUGUCCAACAUCCAUGUUGUUCAGUUUUGUUUUGUUUUCUGGGGGGGAGGGGUUGAUUUGUUCUGGAGUUCAUGAACUUGAUGUUUAUAAUUUCAUCUCUGAGGAGUACACAUCUUCCUCUGUGUACAAAAAAGAACCUUUUGCAUUUUACCAAAAUGAUUUGACCAUGGGAUCCACCUUUUUUUUUUUAAAUAAAAAUGUUUUAGUCAUUAAAAAGAAUCUACAUGUGUUUGCGUCAGUGUCACUUAUUUCUGCUGUUGAUGUUAACUCCACAACACCGACCUGAGACUGCAGGUCCGGUCCACUCCCAGUGAAUGUGCACUGAAACUGUUUACAUGUAGAACAACAUCCAAAUCUACAGUUCUGCUGGGACACGAAGAAACUUGGGUCACUUGUGGAGCUUAACGUGGACUGACUUUGAUUUGCCGCACUUGUGAAAAUAUAGCUCUUAUCUUUUUUUGUGCAGGCAGUGAGGUUUUGAAAUAAAUCCAAGACAACUUUGCCUUCGAUAGAUUCUAUUUUCAGAUGGGGUCCAGGUCUUCACUACAGGGGGAAGAGUGUCCAUUGGUAAUAUUGCAAAAAAUGUGAAUUUCCAGUCAUUUACAGUUUGUUUCCUCAUCUCAGUUCUGCAUGGGAGAUGUCAACAGGGUUAUAACAGGAUUGUACAAUUUC
Synchiropus splendidus (mandarinfish) is the source of this 4316-nucleotide messenger RNA. RefSeq names its product CCR4-NOT transcription complex, subunit 3a (gene cnot3a). The record is from RefSeq and is a predicted model, not a curated record. Lineage: Eukaryota; Metazoa; Chordata; Actinopteri; Syngnathiformes; Callionymidae. Gene Ontology annotation, cellular component: P-body; nucleus; CCR4-NOT core complex. The coding region runs from base 190 to 2898 and encodes 902 amino acids. Gene Ontology annotation, biological process: regulation of stem cell population maintenance; nuclear-transcribed mRNA poly(A) tail shortening; regulation of DNA-templated transcription. The transcript has 18 exons.